AUGGGCCGCUUAAACGACGGCUUCAACAUCUUAUAUCUGGGCGUAGCAGCCGCAGUAUACUUCAAGCCUGAUUAUGCCAUCAAAAACUCCAGGACCAUCACUAUUGCCCUCUUCUUCACUAUCAUCACCGUCUCAAAGCUGCUUUAUCAAUUAUUGCUUUACCCUCGAUUCUUCACCCCUUUGAAACAAAUACCUACGCCUAAUGCCCGGCACUGGUUGAAAGGCAAUACCGCUUCGGGCUUGAUUGACACUCCCCAUGAGUUGAUCAAAGAGUGGGCUAGCACCAUUCCUAAUGAUGGACUGCUGCGCUAUUAUAUUGUCGGUCAACUCGAGCGACUGGUUUUGACGACUCCUAAAGCCUUGAGCGAAGUGUUAAAUUCCAAGGUCUAUGAUUUCGCUAAACCCACCAUCGCGCAGCAGAACUUGCGCCGUGUCGUUGGAGAUGGUGUUUUACUUGCUGAAGGCGACGAGCACAGGUUCCAAAGAAAGAAUCUGAUGCCUGCAUUUUCUUACCGCCACAUCAAGGACCUCUACCCCAUCUUCUGGAACAAGAGCACCGAAAUGGCUAAGUUGAUCCGCCGUGAAGUUGAGUCCAAGGGACCAAACGAGGACAAAACCAUAACGGUGCGAACAUACGCUAGCCGCGCCACCCUCGACAUCAUCGGGUUAGCUGGAAUGGGUCACGACUUCGACUCUCUUCAAAACCCAAACAACCGCCUUUACAAGUCCUACCAGAAGAUAUUUACAAGUCCCGGUACUCUCACUCGCGUCCUAUUCAUGGUUGGCGUGAUGCUCGGAGAUAUGACAGUCCUGCACAAGCUGCCCACCACGCGCAACAAAAACUUUGCCGAAGGUCGUUAUGUCAUCCGUGAGACUGCUCGCCAGAUGCUGCGGGAAAAGCAAGUCGAGGAGAAUGAGAAGAAAGAUACUGGCAUCGAUAUUAUCUCCGUCGCGAUGCGAAGUGGGAAUUUCGAAGAAGAGAAUCUUCUAGAUCAAUUGAUGACGUUCCUGGCUGCGGGGCACGAGACCACAGCAGGCGCGCUUCAAUGGGCGAUUUAUGCUCUUUGCAAAAACCCUGAAGUUCAGGAGCGUUUGCGUGAAGAGGUUCGGACGAACCUUCCUCCUAUCAAUGUUGAGAGCCCCGAGUCUAUUGACGCUGCCGCUAUCGAUAAUCUCCACUACCUGAAUGCUGUUUGCAAUGAGGUACUUCGGUUUCACCCGUCUGUUCCUAACACUGUUCGUGUGGCGGUGAAAGAUACCUCGUUGGUCGGUCAGCCAAUCCCCAAGGGCACGUUCUUGGUUAUAUCAGCCGAGCUACUUAACCAUAUGUCUGAGCUCUGGGGACCUGAUGCGGAUAAAUUCAACCCCGAUCGAUGGAUGGGUCCAGGCAAGGCAAACACCGGUGGGGCUACGAGUAACUAUGCCUUCUUGAGUUUUCUUCAUGGUCCACGUGCUUGCAUUGGUCAGGGAUUCUCUAAAGCUGAGCUGGCUUGCCUGCUCGCUGUUCUCGUCGGCAGCUUCAAGUUUGAGCUGAAGUACCCCAACGCUAAGCUAGAGCUUAAAAUGGGUGCGACCUGUGCACCGAAGGAUGGCGUCCAAGCUAUUUUUACUCCGUUAGAUGGAUGGUAA
Molecule: messenger RNA, 1629 nt
Organism: Penicillium longicatenatum
Lineage: Eukaryota; Fungi; Ascomycota; Eurotiomycetes; Eurotiales; Aspergillaceae
Product: cytochrome P450
Exons: 3
Coding region: 1-1629 (542 amino acids)
Molecular function (GO): monooxygenase activity; oxidoreductase activity, acting on paired donors, with incorporation or reduction of molecular oxygen; heme binding
Source: RefSeq, a predicted model, not a curated record